Messenger RNA from Trichosurus vulpecula (common brushtail), 3902 nucleotides. RefSeq names its product BAG cochaperone 6 (gene BAG6). Bases 380 to 3802 code for a protein of 1140 amino acids. Gene Ontology annotation, cellular component: BAT3 complex. Lineage: Eukaryota; Metazoa; Chordata; Mammalia; Diprotodontia; Phalangeridae. The transcript has 25 exons. Gene Ontology annotation, molecular function: misfolded protein binding; polyubiquitin modification-dependent protein binding. The record is from RefSeq and is a predicted model, not a curated record.
AGGCUGCUAAAUCCAAUCAGUGGGGCGGGGCCUCAAUCAUGUACGCAGGCGCAAUGUGGUUUGCGCAAGCGCAGUAAGGUCCCCCGGGAGGCGGCGACGGAGGCUCCUCUGGGUGCUCGGCUCCCUCCCACCUAGGCCGGGCCCCGACUCGUUUUCUCUUAGGGGCUCCCCGGUACCCGGGGACGCCGCUUUCCUCAUCGUACCCCACAGAAGGAAAUCUUGGGGACCGGGGGAACCGGAAGUGCCGUCUCGCGACCCCCCCCCCCCCAGUUUCUAUCGGGGAACAGGAAGUGUUCGUAGGCGGAAGCGUGGGGGCAGGACCGGAAGUGGCGUUGCCGCCGGGAGGCCGGGGGCGGAGCCGCGGGGCAGCGCGUUGGUCAUGGAGCCCAGUGACAGUAGCAGCAGUGCUAUGGAGGAACCAGCCAGCUUGGAGGUCCUGGUGAAGACCUUGGACUCCCAGACUCGAACCUUCACUGUGGGGGCUGAGAUGACAGUGAAGGAAUUUAAGGAGCAUAUUGCUGCCUCGGUCAGCAUCCCUUCUGAGAAACAGCGACUCAUAUAUCAGGGGCGAGUUCUGCAGGAUGAGAAGAAGCUACAGGAAUACAAUGUUGGGGGAAAGGUGAUCCACCUAGUGGAGCGGGCCCCUCCACAGACCCAGCCUCCAUCCUCUGGGGUUGCCUCGGGGGCAGGAUCUCCCUCAGCUACCCAUGGUGGAGGGCCCCCAUCUGGUCCUCGAGGUCCUGGUGCACCCGUCCACGACAGGAAUGCUAACAGUUAUGUCAUGGUUGGGACCUUCAAUCUCCCUAGUGAGCCUCGUGUUCGACUGGUUAUGGCCCAGCACAUGCUGAGAGAUAUACAGGCUGUGCUAUCCCGUUUGGAGGGCAGAGCCAAUGGAGGGCAGCAUCAGCAGCAACAGCCACCACCACCUUCUGCUUCGGAGUCAACAUCCUUAAGCUCAGAGACUCCUGAACCAUCAGAGGGUGAAGCUUCCUCACGAGAGCCUAUGGAAGCAGGAGACCCAGAGGAAAGCACCCAGCCCAGGAGCCCUGAAUCCUCUCCUCCUGGCCCAGCCCCAGCUCCCAACCACCCAUCCCCCUUGGAGUAUGUUGAAGUGCUUCAGGAGCUACAGCGGGUGGAGAGCCGACUCCAGCCCUUUCUGCAGCGAUACCAUGAAAUACUGGGAUCUGCCGCCACCACAGACUACAACAAUAAUACUGAGGGGCGUGAAGAGGAUCAGCGAGUAAUCAAUUUGGUUGGGGAGAGCUUGCGGCUGCUGGGUAACACCUUCGUGGCGCUGUCUGACCUGCGCUGUAACCUGGCAUGCGCCCCUCCUCGACACCUGCAUGUCGUCCGGCCGAUGUCUCACUACACAGCUCCCAUGGUGCUGCAGCAGGCUGCUAUCCCCAUUCAGAUCAAUGUGGGGACAACUGUGACCAUGACUGGGAACGGGACCAGGCCACCCCAAACCCCCAGCUCAGAGGCACCAUCCUCUGCUCCUGGGCAGACUUCCCCUCCCGCUCCUUCUCCUACUACAGGGGAGCCUGCAGCCGAGGGGGCUCCUCCCACAGGCCCGGCCCCACCCCCUGGGCCUGGCCAUCCCAGAGUUAUCAGGAUUUCCCACCAGAGUGUGGAACCAGUGGUCAUGAUGCACAUGAACAUCCAGGAUUCUGGUUCACAGACAGGUAGUGUUCCCAGUGCCCCAACUGGUCCUUCAGGCCCUCCUGGUCAUGGCCAGGCCCUGGUGUUCAAUUUGCCCCCUACCUUUCUAGGUUCCACUCAUAUUCAGCUGCCCUCCCUGCCUCCUGAGUUCAUGCAAGCUGUUGCUCACCAGAUCACUCAGCAGGCCAUGGCAGCAGCUGCUGCCUCUGCAGCUACAGGACAGCAAGUGCCAGGCUUUCCAUCAGCUCCUACAAGGGUGGUGAUUGCUCGGCCUACCCCUCCCCAAGCUCGGCCCCCCCACCCUGGUGGACCACCUGCCCCUGGAGUUGUGGGUCCAGGCGUGGGGCCAAAUGCGUCUUUGGCUCAGAUGGUGAGCGGACUGGUAGGACAGCUUCUCAUGCAGCCUGUGCUUGUGGCUCAGGGGGCCUCAGGCCUGGCCACACCCCCUGCCCCAGCUACAGCCUCUGCAAGUUCUGGUACCACCAACACAGCCACCACGGCUGGGCCAGCCCCAGGAGGACCUGCUCAGGCUCCACCACCACCUCCUCCCACUGAGCUUCAGUUCUCUCAGCUUCUGGGGAAUCUGUUGGGGCCUGGAGGGCCAGGAGUUGGAGGGGCCAGUGUAGGCUCUCCCACCAUCACUGUGGCCAUGCCAGGUGUCCCUGCCUUCCUCCAGGGAAUGACAGAUUUUCUUCAGGCAACACAGACUGCCCCGCCACCACCUCCUCCACCUCCACCACCUCCUCCUGCUCCAGAACAGGCACCCCCACCACCUGGGUCCCCUCCAGCAGGGCUGGGGGCACGAGGCCAAGGGGGCGUGGGACCUGAGAGCCUGCCUCCUGAGUUCUUCACUUCAGUGGUACAGGGUGUGCUGAGUUCCCUACUAGGCUCUCUUGGAGCAAGAGCAGGGAGCAGUGAGAGCAUUGCGGCUUUUAUCCAGCGUCUUAGUGGCUCCAGCAACAUUUUUGAACCUGGGGCAGAUGGAGCCCUUGGGUUCUUCGGGGCAUUGCUCUCCCUCCUGUGCCAGAACUUCUCCAUGGUAGAUGUAGUAAUGCUUCUCCACGGGCACUUCCAGCCGCUCCAGCGACUCCAGCCCCAGCUUCGGGGCUUCUUUCAUCAGCACUACCUGGGAGGCCGUGAGCCCACGCCCCACAACAUCCGGAUGGCAACCCAUACACUGAUCACAGGAUUGGAGGAGUAUGUUCGAGAGAGCUUUGCCUCUGUGCAGGUACAGCCAGGCGUGGACAUCACCAGAACAAAUCUGGAGUUUCUCCAGGAGCAGUUCAACGGCAUUGCUUCCCAUGUACUGCACUGCACAGAUGGUGGGUUUGGGGCACGACUGCUGGAGCUGUGUAACCAGGGGCUGUUUGAGUGUCUGGCCCUGAACCUGCAUUGCCUGGGGGGACAGCAGAGCGCACUCACUGAUGUCAUCAAUGGCAGAAUUCGCCGGAUGUCUGGAGGAGUGAACCCAUCCCUGGUGAGUUGGCUGACUACUAUGAUGGGACUUCGGCUGCAAGUUGUGCUGGAGCACAUGCCCGUGGGGCCUGAUGCUGUCCUGAGAUAUGUUCGAAGAACUGGUGAUCCCUCCCAGCCAGUUCUUGAGGAACCAAUGGAAAUCCAAGGAGCGGAAAGAACUCCUGAACCCCAGCGGGAAAAUGCCUCCCCAGCCCCUGGCACCACUGCAGAGGAGGCCAUGUCCCGGGGACCACCUCCUGCUCCUGAGGGUACCUCUCAGGAGGAACAGGAUGGAGCUACAGCUGAGACAGAGCCCUGGGCCGCUGCUGUUCCCCCAGAGUGGGUUCCAAUUAUCCAGCAGGAUAUCCAGAGCCAGAGAAAGGUGAAACCACAGCCUCCCCUGAGUGAUGCCUACCUCAGCGGCAUGCCCGCCAAGAGACGCAAGACGAUGCAGGGCGAGGGCCCUCAGCUGCUUCUUUCAGAGGCUGUGAGCAGGGCAGCCAAGGCAGCUGGAGCCCGACCUCUGACUAGCUCGGAGAGCCUGAGUCAUGACCUGGAGGCACCAGAGGUUCAGGAGAGCUACAGGCAGCAGCUCCGUUCUGACAUCCAAAAACGACUUCAGGAUGACCCCAACUACAGCCCCCAGCGCUUCCCCAAUGCCCACAGGGCCUUUGCUGAUGACCCUUAGGUUCUUGCUUGAUGGCCACCCCUCACCAUCUUCUCCCAGGGACCUCUCUAUUCCCCUUCCUAUUCACAGUAUUUAAGAAAUAAAGUCGGAUUUUCCUGGC